GACAAUGACGUUCUAGUUGAAUUUGGCGGUUUAGCUUGCGUGGGGACGCAUGAGGAGGGGUCAGAGCAGAGCGGGCCAAGCGAGUCGUACGUGUGGAGUUGCUGUGCUCAGCGUGGUGGUGUAUCACAAACCGUAAACGGGAGAGAAAAGUUGUCUGAACGCAUUAGAAAACAUGUCGGGGGACGAUGACCAGCAAGAUCAAACCAUAGCAGAUGACUUGGUUGUUACCAAGUACAAAAUGGGCGCUGACAUUGCCAAUCUGGCUGUGCGGAUGAUGGUGGAGAUAGCCAAACCUGGAGUGUCAGUGCUCAGCUUGUGUGAAAAAGGAGAUGCUUUCGUCAUGGCAGAAACCAGCAAGGUUUUCAAGAAGGAGAAGGACAUCAAGAAAGGGACUGCUUUUCCCACCUGUGUAUCUGUCAACAACUGUGUGUGCCACUUCUCUCCUCUGAAGAGUGAUGUUGACUACAUGCUGAAAGAUGGAGACCUGGUCAAAGUUGACCUUGGUGUGCAUGUGGAUGGGUUCAUCUCAAACGUGGCUCACAGCUUUGUCGUUGGUGCGAACAAGGACAAUCCAGUGACUGGCCGAAAGGCAGACGUCAUCAAGGCUGCCCACCUGUGCGCUGAGGCCGCACUGCGUCUGGUGAAGCCUGGCAACCAGAACUCUCAGGUCACGGAGGCAUGGAACAAGAUAGCAGAGUCGUUCAAAUGCACAGCCAUCGAGGGUAUGCUGUCUCAUCAGUUGAAGCAGCAUGUUAUUGAUGGAGAUAAGACCAUCAUUCAGAACCCAACAGAACAGCAGAGGAAGGACCAUGAAAAAGCAGAGUUUGAGGUGCACGAGGUCUAUGCCGUUGACGUGCUCAUCAGCUCAGGGGAGGGCAAGGCUAAAGACUCCGGACAGAGAACUACUGUGUACAAACGGGACCCCAGUAAGCAGUACGGUCUAAAGAUGAAGACAUCCAGAAUGUUCUUCAGCGAGGUGGAGCGCCGUUUCGAUGCCAUGCCCUUCACUCUGAGGGCGUUUGAAGACGAGGGGAAGGCACGUUUGGGUGUGGUGGAGUGCGCCAAGCACGAGCUGCUGCAACCUUUCAAUGUCCUGCACGAGAAAGAGGGAGAGUUUGUGGCUCAGUUCAAGUUCACCGUGAUGCUGAUGGCCAACGGGCCCCUGCGGAUCACGGGGGGUCCCCUGGAGCCUGAGCUGUACCAAUCUGAGCACGACGUGCAGGACCCCGAACUCAAGGCUUUGCUGCAAAGUUCUGCAAGUCGCAAGGCACAGAAAAAGAAGAAAAAGAAGGCAUCAAAGACCGUGGAGACUGCCACUGGACAGCCCAUGGAGGAGACCGAGGCGGCUGAAUAGACCUUUCCUCAACCCUCCAGUCCACCCCCUUCCAUCAUUACUGCUGGACGACGGACAGACCACCCAAAGAACCGAAAUGAUCAGAAUGAUCCACAACACCUGCCACCCCCCCCUCACCCCUUUACCCCACUGAGAAGCCUUCAGAACCUAGCCACUUAAACAAGCCUGAAUACCUCCACAGUUUAUAAGACCGGACUUUGUAGAGUUGUCCAGUACCGUCGUGGUAAAGUUGCCCAAGCACUCUGCCCGGUUGUUAGCCCUGGUCAGGUGGUGGCCUCUCAUGUAGAUGCUCAAUCACCAAAUGGCAGGGAGAUAAGUCAGGGUAGGACUUAAGAUACUGAACAACGUGUUUACAAGAGGUGGUUAGUCACGGUUGCCUGCCAAUUGUAUGCUUCUUGAUUCUGUAACCUGUAAUCAGUGGAGCUUUAAAAAGAAAAGAACCAUCACAUUGCCAGUGUUUAAUGUUUAUGUUGAGCAACAUUCUCCCCAUUCUUGUAUCCAUUGGGAAAUGGAAGUUUCACUUUUUGGCAUUGUACUGUACAUCUAUGCUGGCCUCAAGUGCUUAUUUGAGGCCUUCAGUGACCAAAUAUGUUUUUGUCGGGAAUUACUUAUUUUAAACUGGCACUGAACGUGUCCUAUUCAGAUUUGUCGGACAGUUGGGUUCUAGAUGCUUCAGCACACUAGCUUUGAUAUUUUGCAGUACUUCCUGGUUUGGGAGCUAUUUUUUUACAAUUGAGGCUGAUAUGGCCUUAGUCGACCUUAUUCCAGUGAACCAACUGACCAGAGCCUUAGCUGUAUACAGCUCUGGUGCAUUAACCGUUUCACCAAGGAAAGUGUCUAUCUGCCAGUAGUUUAGAGGACCACUCUUUGACAACGUGCCCCUCUGGUGGUUUGGUACUUAUGACAAAUACUGCCUGCACACAGCAGUUGUCCAAAGGCUUUUUGUUGGAACUCUUAAUGUUUUUCUUGUGGGAGAGUUGUUGAACAUGAACUUUCAGGGUUCUAACUAGGAAUUAUAAAGUUAAGGGCCCCAUGGUAUUUUUUAAAUAAGUCCUGUAUGUUGUCAUGUGUCCCAAGGACUCAUUAAUGCUGCCAAACCAUUUGUUUGUACGACUGUGUAGAUUGAUGCCCACAUUAAAUCGGGCAAAUUACCAUUGUUGACUGUUAAGUGACAGGCAGGUUUUACUCUGUAUAGAUGUAGGCCCACCCUUAAAUGGGUAAAUGUCAAGACAAAAUUCCAUUUGAAAUUUGACUGAGUGUCUACAUGUUGCUUGUCCCUCCUUAUUUCUUUAGGGAGUGAUAGCCUGCAGGCCCAAUAUUUGGGGACUUGCUGUUAGACAAUGUGGCGGGAUAAUGUUUGGUAAUCUGAAGAAUGGGAAUAACCUAUUUCAAAACGGUGGCAAAGGUAAUGAACCGCAUACAUCUGAGAGGUUUAUGUGGGAGUUGAACUAUUCUGUGAUUUAAUUUCAGCAAACAUUGGUUGGAAUAAACUUUAUAGGGCAAUGUA
Clupea harengus (Atlantic herring) is the source of this 2861-nucleotide messenger RNA. RefSeq names its product proliferation-associated 2G4, b (gene pa2g4b). Lineage: Eukaryota; Metazoa; Chordata; Actinopteri; Clupeiformes; Clupeidae. The record is from RefSeq and is a predicted model, not a curated record.